Physella acuta is the source of this 5088-nucleotide messenger RNA. RefSeq names its product serine/arginine repetitive matrix protein 2. Lineage: Eukaryota; Metazoa; Mollusca; Gastropoda; Physidae. The record is from RefSeq and is a predicted model, not a curated record.
UGUUGGCCUGUAUGAGACUUGGGCCUAGACUCUCUAUCUAUGCAUACUAGAAAAGCAGUACCGGAGUGAAUAAUGGGGGAAUAAUGGCGUCUGAACUAGAGGAUGAUGAUCUUGAAGCUCUUAGAAAUGCAGCUUUGGCAACCCUUAAACCAAAAACUCAGCCUAUUCAGCAAGUUAUAUCAGGUGUUACUCGGCCUCAACAAGGUCUGCAUUGGAAUGAAUUUCCAGCUAGUGCUGAUAUUGUAUCAGAGUAUCACUACCAACCCGAGCCUUUGCCAGAACCUGACAUAACGUUACCUCUUGAUGUUUCUAUACCACCACCUGCACUUAGACCGCAACUGCCUCAUCCACAUGCGAGACCAUGGCAUCCUGUUUUCAACAAUGGGGUUAAAGGACCUGGGGAUAAAGUAUUCCAUAAACGUGGGUUUUCAUCAGACAGAAGGGGUUUCAACAGAGUUCAUCACAGAUCAUUUGGAGAUGGACGUCCUAUUAAUGAUAGAGGAAGAUAUCCACGCAGAGGAUAUGUUACAGAAAGAGGCAGAGGGUUUUUUCAAACUGGAAGGGGAAGAGGCUUAGGGCCAUUGGUUGACACAGACUCUGGUGUUGGUAACUUGAUUGUGAUUAACCCUCAAAGUCAGGCUCGUAAAGACAGCCAAGUGGAAACCACCUCACUCAUUUCUAACAGUCAACCACCCCAUCAAACAAAUGCCAAACCCAAGCUAAUACUACCACAAGAUAAAUACCAUUCUACUAGCCCUGCUGUGCCAUCUAUGACUGAGAUUAGUCAUACUGGUUCACCACAAUCUAAGCCACGAGACAAAUUUAGCCGCUACAAUGACAGUGGUAGUGAAGAUGAUGAAGACGACUGGAUGGAUAAUGUACAAGAUUGUGACACUCGUGUUGUAGAGCAUGCAGUAGAUGUCCCAGAACCUACAACUGUAGAGACCUCUUAUGAAGUUGAGGUUCGGAAAUUAGAUUUUUCAGACAAUGAAGAGGAAAAAAUAGACAGCCUGCUAAAAUCAGUUCCAGAAAAUACUGUUGACAGUGACAAUGAAAGUGUUGAUCUAGAUGUUUUAGCUGGAGAAGAACAAUCACUGGAUGAUUUGGCAGAAAAUCUUCUAGAUACUGAUGAUAAACCAUUUAGCCCUGAAAAAGAUGACACUAUUAGUAAAGAGGAAGUAAUUAAUGACAACUUGGAACCAAUAACUGUUAAAGAUACAGAGGAAUUGCCAAUUCAGCAUCUUACAGAAUCUUCUUCAUCUUCAUCAUCCUCAUCUUCUGAGAGUUCUAGUGAUUCUUCUAGUGAAGAAGAGGGUGAUGAUAAGGACAGAAAUUUUUUAAAUUUAGAAACCAGUAGUGUGAAAAGUCCAUUUACUGGUGAACAAAGUGAUUCCUUUCAAGUAGGAAUUUUAAAAAGUUCCCCAGUAACAUCCCCUACUCAAAGUAAAUCAAGACAGUUGACACCCACUUCUCCAGAUAGAUUAUCUUUACUGCUCAAUAAUUCAACUUCACCCAAAAGAUUUUUAUCACCAGAUCGAAUCUCACAGGAAGCUUCACCCCAAAAUAUUACAAAGCGCACAUCAUUAUCACCUAGAAAUCAUUCACCUUGGUCAUCAAAAAGGUCUCAAUCACCUGUAUCUACUAAGCGAUCAGUUACACCUGAGGGGGCUAGCAGUCUAAGACGAAAAUCUGCUUCUCCUAAUAUUUGUUCACCAAAAUCCUAUACAGUGUCUCCCAGAAAAUCUUCUUCACCGCAGAGACAGUUUUCUCAAAAGCAAUGGUCACCUCAAUCUCCUAGUGGACACUAUACUUCGCCAUAUAGAUAUCGAUCACCAUUACAGCGAUCCUUUUCUCCUAGGCGAUCAAAAUCACCUUCAAGAAAACCUUCACAAACAAAAUGGUCAGUCUCUCCUGAUAGAAGAAAUGUAUCACCACCCAGAAGGUCUCCAAGAAAUGCAUCAGUAUCUCCCAGGAGGCCGCUCUCACCAACAAGAAAACAUUUUUCUCCUAAAAGAUAUUUAUCACCAUUGAGAAGGCAACAGUCACCUUUAAGAAGAUGCUCACCUCCAUUGCGAAGGCCAUUUUCUCCUAUAAAAAGAUCAUCUCCACCUAGAACAUCAAAAUCUCCACCUAGAAGACCCUUAUCUCCUGUGAGAAGACCGUUGUCGCCUGUAAGAAGACCGUUGUCGCCUGUGAGAAGACCGUUGUCGCCUGCGAGAAGACCUUUGUCGCCUGCAAGGAGACCUGUGUCACCAUCGAGGAGACCUGUGUCACCAUCGAGGAGACCUGUGUCACCAUCGAGGAGACCUGUGUCACCAUUGAGGAGACCUGUGUCACCAUUGAGGAGACCUGUGUCACCAUCAAGAAGGCCCUUGUCACCAUCGAGGAGACCUGUGUCACCAUUGAGGAGACCCGUGUCACCAUCGAGAAGACCUGUAUCACCAUCAAGGAGACCUUUGUCACCAUCGAGAAGACCUACGUCACCAUUGAGGAGACCUGCAUCACCAUCGAGGAGACCUGUAUCACCAUCAAGAAGACGGUUAUCUCCUUCAAGGCAACCCUUAUCACCACCAAGAAGAGUAUCUUCUCCCUUAAGAAAACCUUUGACACCAACAAAUAGAUCAGAAUCACCUAGACAAAAUUCUCCUAGGAUAUCUCCUCACAGAAGAAACCCUGCUAGAGAUGACAGAAGACUUGCUAAGGGCAAGGGUUACACCGAUAGACAUUUAGACAGCAGAUCACAGAAAGAAAGAUACAGUAGAGAUUCUGAAUCCAAAUCUUUAUCUCAAUCAAAGGAAAAGUUGACAAGAAACAAUCGAGACUCUAGAUUAAAUAGGUCAAGAUCCAGAGAAAAGAAGGUAUCAUCAAGUAAAGAGAGUCCUGGACGAAGAGACAAAUCUGAAAAAAGAAAUAACAGAUCCAAAUCUAAAGAGACCAAAUCAGAUGAGCCACCUAUACCACAGUUAGACUUGAAUAAACUUACACCUGAUGAAAGAGCAAAAAUUGAAGCUCGUAUGAAAAAAUUUAGUACCACAGAGAUCAAAAUUGAUCCUGCAAAAAAAGUGUCUCUAAAAAGCAUUAAAGAACGCUCAAAAAAAAGAAAAAAGUCCAAAGAUGAAGAUCCACUCCCUGAGAAACGCCCCAAAAAGCUUUCUAAGGAAAAAUAUUCAAAGCAUGCAGAUGAAGUGGUAGCUCAUGAGCAAAAAGGCAAUGAAUCAAGCUCUGAAGAAAGUCAAAAACUUGUUGACUUAGAAGAUGAAAGUGAUGAUUCAGAGACUGCAAGAAGCUGGAGGCAGGAGGGAAACAAAACAUCUCAGCUAACACUCACCAAGUCAAAUGCUGUUUUUGGGAGUCUAGAUCGUGUACAAGUUAGUAAAGAAAAGCACAGCUAUACUCAUCGCCCUGUUAUUCCAAGGAAGCAUAGAGUAAGGGAAAGACUUGGUGCAACAGCUUACCCUAAGCUUCAGCAUGCUAACCACCUGGAAUCUGAUGAUAGUGAUGAUGCAAGUGUGCCUAAUAGACUGACCAGCAGUGUUGUUACAAAAAAACCUUUCAGACAUGACAAUCCACCGCAAAAAAUAAUUGUGCAAAUACCAGGAUCUGCACAAAAGCAAAAAAAGAAAUCAAAGACAAAACCAGAUUUUUCUAAAGUUUAUUCCAUCCCUGCUAAGAGAAAAGCAGAGCAGGAAGAAGAAAGUUCUUCUGUAUUGGAAAAAAAAACUAAAAAGAAAAAGAAAGAAAAAAAAAAGAAGAAGCAUUUGAAAGAAAUAGUGGACGCUGAUGAUGAAGGUCCCCCUGCCUCUGAAGGAGUUAUAGUUCAGGAAGCUUGUGCAUCUGUGGAACUGCCGUCUGUACCUUCACGUCCAUCUGUUUAUGAUAGGCUUGGAAAGAAAGUACCCCUGACCCAACACAAGGAGAAGAAAAAAAAGAAAAAGAAGAAAAAUCAAUCCAAUGAUGAAGAUUCUUCAGAUCUUGAUGCCAAGAUUCAAAAGAUCAAGGAAGAAAAUGCAAUCCGUGCUCAACGACAAAGGGAGAUAGAGUUGGACAAGGAAAAGUAUGGAUGAAAGACACAUUGGAUUAUAUGAUUCAUUGUUUGGAAUGUUUUUAUAUAAUUUUGUUUUAACACUUACAUUUUGAUUACAAAGAAAUCAAUGUGUAAAAUUAUUUAUGCAUGUAAUACAUCUUUAGGUCUUGUCAGUUACUAAUCUUAAAAAAUUGUCUGGAAGUUUUAUUUAGUUAACAAUAGUUUUCCAAUAUAAAGUAACAGCUAUUCUUAAUAGAGCAACGUAUUAGCGUAUUAGCAACCUCUUCUUUAAUUUUUAAAUAUAUUAUUCCAUCACUAAAAUUUUCAAUACUGUUAUGAGAAAUUAAAUUUGAACUAGCGUAAAGAGUACGUUUGGUUCACUGACGACCAAUAGUUCUUGCCCAUUCUUGAUAGAUUUCUUCUGUCGGGAUCUUGCUAUUACGACAAAAAAAAUAUCAUAGUUUGCGAGUAAACUUCAAGCAGAUAUUUGAAAUUAGCUUGUUACAAAGUUUUUAAAUUUGUUCCUAAAUAUAUUUAUUAGAGAAAUAUUGAAUUUUGGAGAAUAAGUAAUGUGUGAUGUUAAGAAAGGUUAUGUUUGUGAUUUAAAAAUGAAAUAAUGUUUUGUUAAUGUCAAGUCAAUUACUAUGACAUUAAUGAUUUGUUAAUGAGAUUGUUUAUAUUUUUUGUACUUAUGUUGUAGAACAAUAAAUAAAUUUUUUAAAUUGUUAAACCAGAUUGAUAAUGCGAAGAGAGCAUUGGUAUUUUCCCUAAAAAAAAAAAGCACUUUAUUGCCUACUUAGGCAUUACACCGUUGGAUAAAGCGCACUUAAUACAUACCUGGAUAAAGCGCACUUAAUACAUACCGGUAAUUAAGUGUUGUUAGUCCUGUGAUAGACUUUUUAAAACCCAACAGUUUACUUGUUCUUCUAGCCAUGCAGUGCUAAGUUUAGGCUGCACAUAUUUUUUUUUUAAAACUCAAUUAUCCAUGCAGGUGAAAAAAAUUGCUUUUUUGUGUGGUGUAAAAUUGUACAUUUUGUUUGAAAUAAAACUUUUAUUCAGCUGCU